Angiostrongylus costaricensis is the source of this 627-nucleotide messenger RNA. The record is from the annotation of a GenBank genome assembly. Lineage: Eukaryota; Metazoa; Nematoda; Chromadorea; Rhabditida; Metastrongylidae.
AUGGACCACAUCCACACAGUAACAAGGCUCAUUGAAGUAUUUCGAGAGUACAAAAGACUGCUCUGUCUCACUUUCAUCGGUUUAAAGAAGGCCUUUGAUUCAGUUGAGAUAGAAGCAGCCUUGGAAACCCUUGAUAGUCAACGAGUGCCUACUCAGUACAUAAAGAUUCUUUGUGAGCUGUAUAAAAAUUUCACAACUAAGAUGUCACCAUCCUACAACGAUAUUAACAUUGACGCCAAAAGAGAGGUUAGGCAAGACGAUACCAUCUCGCUAAAAUUAUUUACCACCACCCUCCAGAACGUCUUACGAACAUUGGAAUGGGAUAACAUGGGAGUGAAAAUCGAUGGUCGGCAGUUACACCAACUUCGCCUUGCUGAUGACAUCGUCCUUACAACACCAAGCAUUAGCCAAGCGGAACGUAUGCUUGGCGAUUUUGAUAAAGCCUUUGGGAAGAUUGGUUUUCGAUUAAAUCUCACAAAAAUGAUUUUCUUUAGGAACGGAUUGAUUUCGCAUGCCCCAUACACGCUCAACGGAACGAACAUCUCCGAAUGGUCCAGUUAUGUCUAUCUAGGUCGGGAAAUCAACAUGUUGAACGACUUAGCUCCAAAGUUGAGCAGAAAGGAAUGA